AUGGGUGAUCAUAUCAAGGAGCUGGAGAGUGCGACCCGAGAGGCUACAAUGACGCAGGCGAAAUCUCAGGCGGCACCUGUCGCGAGUGCACUGAAUAUCGCCUCCCCCCCAGGGUCGAAAACACCGCCCAGCAUGCCGGCUAAGAAGACGAUUGUAUUUCCGGCGGAUCAGCAGAAGAGUCGCACUGCCUCCGAGCCGAUUGAUGCGGAUGCCUUGACCAAGGCUCUGAAGGAUUACGAGGACGCCGGUCGGCGGCGGGAACGAACCCCAGGGACCAGUCCCAGUCGGAAAAGGCAACGGGUCUACGGAGACAGAUUCAUUCCAAACCGCGAAGGUCAAGACUUGCAGGCAACAUACAGCCUACUACACGAGGACGGAUGCCCGUCCACCCCGUCAAAGACGAAAAAGCGAGCUCCUCACUCCGAGCUUCAUUUCCAAAAGACGGAAGAAGCAAAUCGCAUGUACUCGCGAGUCUUGCGCAGCGAGCUGUUCGGCAAUACCGUCCCUCAGAGUGACCUGGAUUCGUUAUCGCCAGAUCCCUUACUCGGCCUCAACGGCGGGAUCAUCGAGAAAACCCGCUCCCAUACCCCUCCCACCCACGUUGUCUCGAACCUUCCCCCGGCAAGCAUCACUCCCUCCACCCCGCAUAAAAACCUCUUCACCUACGCAUCACCCCGACCAGGCUCAGGUCAGCCUACACCCUCGAAAACUCCUCGCAGCCAACACGGCCCGAACCUCAACGUCCGCUCCGAACUCUACAGCCUCUCUCCCAUCCGUUAUGAUAGCCAACGCAUCCUCGAAACGCCACGCAAGCAACCCCGUUAUGUGAAUAAGGUCCCCUACAAAGUUCUCGACGCCCCCGAUCUCCAGGACGAUUUCUAUCUUAACCUUGUGGACUGGGGAAGCAGUAAUGUCUUGGGCGUGGGGCUUGGAAACUCGGUCUACAUGUGGAAUUCACAGUCAGGCCGAGUGACGAAACUCUGCGAACUCCGUGACGACACCGUCACCAGCGUCAGCUGGAUCCAGAGGGGUACCCAUCUAUCAAUCGGAACUGGCAAGGGCUUGGUACAGAUUUGGGAUGCAGAAAAUUGUCGCCGUCUCCGAACAAUGAUCGGUCACACAAACCGUGUUGGGGCCUUGGCUUGGAACGACCACAUCCUCACUUCUGGUUCUCGGGACCGCUUAAUCUUCCACCGCGACGUGCGUUCGCCCGAUCAGUACCUCCGUCGGCUGUCCGGUCACAAGCAAGAGAUCUGUGGUCUCCGAUGGAACACCGAAGACGGCCAACUGGCUUCUGGUGGCAACGACAACAAGCUGAUGGUCUGGGACAAGCUGAACGAGACGCCCCUCUAUCGAUUCUCCGACCACACCGCAGCAGUCAAGGCGAUCGCCUGGUCUCCGCACCAGCACCACCUCCUGGCCUCGGGCGGUGGUACCGCCGACCGCACGAUCAAAUUCUGGAACACGUCGACCGGAUCGCUGAUCAAGGAAGUCGACACAGGCAGUCAGGUGUGCAACUUGGCCUGGUCGAAGAACUCGGACGAGAUCAUCAGCACGCAUGGCUACAGCCAGAACCAAAUCGUCAUCUGGAAGUACCCGCGCAUGGAACAGAUCGUCUCGUUGACCGGACACACCUUCCGUGUGCUGUACCUUGCCAUGAGUCCGGACGGCCAGACCGUUGUGACCGGCGCCGGCGACGAAACCUUGCGGUUUUGGAAGAUCUUCAACAAAAGAUCCGGGAGAGAUAGCGGUCGCGAAGGUAGCAAGCUGGCUGAAUGGGGGACGAUCCGAUAA
Molecule: messenger RNA, 1794 nt
Organism: Penicilliopsis zonata CBS 506.65
Lineage: Eukaryota; Fungi; Ascomycota; Eurotiomycetes; Eurotiales; Aspergillaceae
Exons: 4
Coding region: 1-1794 (597 amino acids)
Biological process (GO): positive regulation of ubiquitin protein ligase activity; positive regulation of anaphase-promoting complex-dependent catabolic process; anaphase-promoting complex-dependent catabolic process
Cellular component (GO): anaphase-promoting complex
Molecular function (GO): ubiquitin ligase activator activity; protein binding; anaphase-promoting complex binding
Source: RefSeq, a predicted model, not a curated record